AUGACACUAGUAUUGGCAGACUCAAUACAGCCAUUUGCUCUGGGACUAAUUGGAGCAAUUCUCGUAUGGCGUCUCCUAUGCAUGACUUUCCAAGGUCCAGAUCACAAAGAAGUAUGGACCAGAAUCGAAGCAGUUGGCGUCUCAGGCAAUGGAAUCUUUCCAUGGACUCGUGCAGUUGUUGGGUCGAUACUAUCGAUCCAGAAGAAUGCACACGAAGGCUACAAGAGAAUUUGUAAAGCCAAAGACCGGCCAUUUACACUUCCCACCAUGUGGACCGGCGGGGCUGUUGUUGUACUUCCACCAUCUCUACUUCCACUCCUCAACAAGCCUGAUACCGAGCUAUCAGGUUUCAGAGCUCUAAUCGAAACUAUACAACUGCCCUAUAUGAUUUCUAACCGUGAUAUCUACGAAAACGUCAUCCAUUUCGACGUGGUUCGCAAGAUUUUGACGAAGAAGGAGGUCAUCGGCUCACUUGCUCCGACGACCGCUGAAGAGCUUGAUAUUGCAUUUCGAGAAUGCUGGGGUGUAUCAGAGCGGUGGCAGACAAUGAACGGCUGGGAUGUCUGCGGACGUAUCAUCACUCGAGCUGCCCUGCGGACGUUGAUCGGAGAGCCUUUGUGUCGCGAUGAGACGUUUUUAGAGCAGUCCAGACUAUAUGCCAACUCCCUCUUUGCUGGCACGGCAAUUAUAAAUUGCUUGCCACCUCUUGUCAGGCCAUUAUUAGGGCCACUGUUGGCGCUACGAGCAAAAUACUACCAAGCUCGGUGCCAAAAAGUCCUGCGGCCUUACGUUGAAGAAAGGAUACGACUAUGGAACCAACGUCAGGAGAGAGACAACCAACCGAAUGACUUCCUCCAGUGGAUGAUUCCUAAAUGCUCCAGUGCACACUCAGACCAAUUGGAGCCAAACAAAACAGCAAUGCGACUUCUUGCCCUUAACACGAUGUUCAUUUUUGCUAUGGGAUAUGUUUUCGCUCAUUGCAUAUUCGAUUUAUACAGUAGCUCUCCGUCGCCCAAAGCCGAAUUUCUCCAUGACUUAGAAGAAGAAUGCAAGCGCGUGUUUGUGAAGCAUCACGGACUAUCGACAAAAGCGGCAAUUGACUCUCUAUAUCGUGUAGACUCGUCCAUAAGAGAAUCUAUGCGGCUUUCAGAUGUUGGCGUCACUAACCUUCCAUUGGAUGUUGUCUCCGGCAAAAUCAGUCUCGGAAAUGGUAUCCAAGUCCCUCCUGGCGUUCGGAUGGUCUUUCCUACGCAAUCAAUACAUCUCGACCCCAGCAAUUACGAACAACCUCUAUGCUUCGAUGCUUUUCGCUUUUCUCGAAGAUUUGAGACUCUAGAGGUGCCCAACAAGCAGCUUGGGGAGCGUGAACUUCUUACAUCUCCCACUCCAUCAUUCCUCGCUUUUGGAUAUGGCAGACAUGGUUGCCCUGGAAGAUGGUUUGUGGCUCAGACCAUCAAGCAAGCAUUGGCAUAUGUGAUCAUGAAUUACGAUGUCGAACUUGCUGGGGCACCAAUCAAGAGAAAAGCGUUGUUAAAUAUGAUGGUCCCACCGACGAACGCUCAAAUAAGGAUUCGGCGAAAAUCACAGAAAGAGACAGGUCUUUGA
Mollisia scopiformis is the source of this 1605-nucleotide messenger RNA. Its product is annotated as cytochrome P450. The coding region runs from base 1 to 1605 and encodes 534 amino acids. The transcript is spliced from 2 exons. The record is from RefSeq and is a predicted model, not a curated record. Lineage: Eukaryota; Fungi; Ascomycota; Leotiomycetes; Helotiales; Mollisiaceae. Gene Ontology annotation, molecular function: heme binding; iron ion binding; oxidoreductase activity, acting on paired donors, with incorporation or reduction of molecular oxygen.